Molecule: messenger RNA, 732 nt
Organism: Suillus subaureus
Lineage: Eukaryota; Fungi; Basidiomycota; Agaricomycetes; Boletales; Suillaceae
Exons: 8
Coding region: 1-663 (220 amino acids)
Source: RefSeq, a predicted model, not a curated record
AUGUUACAAGGACUCUGGCAAGAGCAUCGCCUGAAUGUCUCUCUGUCAGGGACAUGUCACAUGUACCCACUGGAGCAGGCAGAAAAGGAAUGUACUGGGUUGGAUGUAGGGAGUAACGAAUGUGCUUCUAGGGAUCCGAGCUCCUUAUGGUGCACUAUCCUAGAUGCAUCAAUGGCUACCCAGCAGUUCGACCCAGCGGUCACCAUUCAAAAUGUCAUACAAAGCCAAUUAUUACUUGCAAAGAUACUCAAGAAAAGACGGACCUCUACCAUUAGACAGGUUGCAUCUCUAACGAAGCUGGCGCAAAAACAAGAGGAAGGGACAAGUUCCCGGUGGAAGUUUCUUCAGUGUGGUGGGCUGUGUUGUACAGCUCGCGGUGCAUGCGUGUCGCUAGUAUUCCGUGUAUCGCGACCUGUAAACUACGAGACAGUCAGUCAAUAUGAUCUUGAAUUAGACGUUGGAUUCGUAAUUAUGAACACGCACGGGAAGAAUUUAAAUCAUCGGUCUAGUAUUUUCUAUGGUAAAGAGAAGAAGGACCUUUAUUAUCAAGUUACACCUCCGAUGAAGCUGGUGCAAAAGCAAGAGGAAGGACACAUUCCCAGUGGAAGUCUCUUCAGUGUGGUGGGCUGUGUUGUACAGCUCGCGGCGCAUGCGUGUCGCUAGUAUUCCGUGUAUCACGAAUGUAAACUACGACAGUCAGUCAAUAUGUCAGUUCAAGAAACAGCCCCUUAC